AUGAGCGCCGCCCCUCAGCUACGGGCCGCUAUUUUGAUAGUCUCGACGACGGCUGCGAAUGAUCCUUCGGCCGAUGCUUCCGAGGCAACUCUACGGCAGGUCUUUGAAGCAGAAGGCGGCAAAUGGGACGUUGCUGAGGCGGCCAUCGUUCCAGAUGCGACGACACGAAUUCAGCGUCAGCUCAAGCGCUGGAGCAAGGGCGCUGGCAAGGUGAACCUGAUUGUGACCACCGGCGGAACUGGAUUUGCUCAGGGUGAUGAUACUCCCGAGGCGGUUUCUGAAAUUCUGGACAGGCCGGCUCCCGGGCUAGUGCAUGCCAUGCUGAGCGCAUCGCUCGCAGUGACACCUUUCGCGAUGAUGUCAAGGCCGGUCGCCGGUGUCUUGAAUGAGACCGUCAUCAUCACCCUACCCGGCUCCCAAGGGGCUCGUGAAAACCUGGAAGCCGUUAUCAAGACUCUGCCGCACGCAUGUCUCAAGCGGCCGGCGCAAACUCUAGAGCUCUCCACACUGGCGGAGUCAAGCGAUUGGAGGCCGAAGCCGGGGUAUCACCACAAGGCGGGGGCGGCAGUUCAGCCUCAUCACCACCAUCCUCACUCACACUCUCAUGGCCACGGGCAUGGUCACGGUCAUGGCGGACUCGUGAGACAUACUAAACCCGGCAGCGAGCAUCUUUCCAACGACCCUAGCCUGGGGCCCAGCCGUCGGCAAAGAGCUUCGCCUUACCCCAUGCUUGAUGUUCCGGAUGCCCUCGCCUUGAUAGAGGAACACACCCCAAGGCCAAAAACGGUGACCUCGGCGGUAAAUACCCAGCUCGUGGGCUCUAUCCUCGCCCAAGACGUAGUCGCUCGAGAAAACGUCCCUGCUUUCCGGGCGAGCAUCGUCGACGGUUACGCAGUAGUCGUACCAUCCGACGGGAAUAUGAAGGGCACCUACCCAGUAACGGCCAUCUCCCAUGCGGCGCCAGGAGAGGCAAAGCCACUCAAACUAGGCGAGAUUGCGAGGAUCACUACGGGCGCACCCCUUCCCGAGGGUGCUACGAGCGUCAUCAUGGUAGAAGACACAGUCCUUAAAAGCAUGACCGAUGACGGAUCGGAGGAGAGGGAAGUCGAGCUUCUUGCCGACGGCGUCAAGGAAGACGAGAACAUCCGAGAGGUUGGCAGUGACAUCAAGCAAGGGACAAAGAUCAUGUCCAAGGGCGAAAAGAUAUCCGGGGUCGGGGGCGAACUCGGCCUGCUCGCCGCCGUGGGCGUCGCCGAAGUCGAGACCUAUAGCCGGCCCGUCGUCGGAGUCUUGUCGACCGGCGACGAAAUUGUCGAGCACGACAAGCCGGGAAACCUCCGCCUCGGCGAGGUCCGCGACACCAACCGCAUCACCCUCCUAUCCGCAGUCCGCCAGUGGGGCUUCGAGGCCGUAGACCUCGGCAUCGCUCGCGACAAGCCGGGCACUCUGGAGCAGGUCCUCCGGGACGGGUUCCGCCGCGUAGACGUGAUCAUCACGACGGGCGGCGUCUCCAUGGGCGAGCUCGACCUGCUCAAGCCCACCAUCGAGCGAGCCCUCGGCGGCACGGUCCACUUUGGGCGCCGGACGGUGAAGCCCAUCUUUUCCCUCCCGGGGAACCCCGCGUCCGCUCUCGUCACCUUUCACCUCUUCGUCCUGCCUUCCCUCCACCACCUGUCCGGCCAGAGCCCCGCUGGCGUACCCAGCGUUCCCGUCACCUUGUCUCAUGACUUCCCUCUAGACAAGGGCCGCCCAGAGUACCACCGUGCCUGCGUCUCCGUGGGGCGCGAUGGCCUGCUCUCGGCGAGCAGCACUGGCGGCCAACGCAGCUCCAAGGUGGGGAGCAUGAAGACAGCUAAUGCUCUGCUCUGCAUGCCCAAGGGAGAAGGCCCUCUGCGAACGGGCCAUGUUGUCCAAGCCCUGCUCAUUGCCCCGAUCCAGCCAUUGUGA
Parascedosporium putredinis is the source of this 1947-nucleotide messenger RNA. The record is from the annotation of a GenBank genome assembly. Lineage: Eukaryota; Fungi; Ascomycota; Sordariomycetes; Microascales; Microascaceae.